AAUGUGUCGUUCAAGUGUGCAAAAAAUGCAUCGUGUUUUUGCCGUAUUCAUAUGGGCUUCCAGUUGGGAGAGGAUAAGCAGAACCAAUUUGUUUCGUUCAGCUCGAAGUGGUGGGCUAGGUCUGUCGCAUUUGUUUAUCAGACAAAUUGUGUCGCGUUUUCUUUUUUUUCGGGAUCAGAGAAAUGAUUUUCUACGCACAGUAAUUCAAGUUCGUUUGGGAAAAGCACUGCCGCAAUAUGUUGUAACGACCAGUGAUGUGAAGGGAGGAAGUAUUAGGGGCUAUCUGCGCGAAGUGGUUGAUUCACUUCGUAUGUUGAGUGUGCGGUUUUCCAUGGAAUAUCUGUGCUCUGUGACAAGAAAAACACUGUAUAAAGACUUAGUUGAUACAAUGUUGCCAAUACCAUUGUACAGGUCUGUAAACUGGGGAGGCCAAGGAGAUGAUGUACUGAAACGGGUGAAAAAAAUGCCAGUUAGACCCUCUCAAAAAACGUUUUUCUUUAAGCUACACACAAACACGCUACCUGUAAAAACAUGGUUAGACGAAAAAGGAAUAUAUGUGCCAUGGACAGUAAACUGCUUACUUUGUAAAAAGCCAGAGACCAUUGAACACGUUUUCAUCGAUUGCUGGGACCCAACAUUUCAUUGGGAUAUCUUACAACGUACACUUAAAAAAGAACUACCGAUCACACCUCUUGGUAUUCGAUAUUUGCCAACAGAUAACGAAGGAGGAGUUCCGUACGAUAUGUUUAUGCUCCUUGGCCUCCACAGUCUGUGGAAAACGAGAAUGGCAGUGCGACACUCGGAUGUCGAUACCCGUCCGACGAGAAUAAACUUCAUCGAAAGUGUCGCGUAUAUUCGGGCAAUAUAUCGUGCCCAGAGUGAGCCCCCCGAGUGGGUGGCUAUUCUUGAUGAACUGAUCAAGCUGAAGCGAUUUUAAUAUAUAAUGUUAGCCAAAGUGUGGUUGACAUGUUUUGGCAUUUGAAUGUGUUCUUGGUUUGUGCUGCAAACAGACAAUAAAAAAAAAAAAAAAAAACUCGUGGCUCAGUGGUAAUGUCUCCGUCUCACACUCC
Dermacentor andersoni is the source of this 1070-nucleotide messenger RNA. NCBI's taxonomy places the organism in Eukaryota, Metazoa, Arthropoda, Arachnida, Ixodida, Ixodidae. The record is from RefSeq and is a predicted model, not a curated record.